CGAUGACGAAUCCUUUCCGGUUGAUGGUGGUAACGUGACGCUCUGUUUGUUUCCAAACAGACAUUUAAAGCUUCUGCAAACACAAAGAUGACAUCGAGGAAAGUGGUCGAGUUGUUCUAUGAUGUGGUUUCUCCGUACACCUGGCUUGGAUUUGAGGUGAUAUGUCGCUACAGAACCGUGUGGAACAUAGACCUCAAGCUGCGUCCUGCUUUUCUGUCUGGCGUCAUGCAGGGAUCAGGCAACAAGCCCCCUGGUGUGGUUCCAAACAAAUUCAAAUACAUGUCCAAGGAUCUGACACGCUUGAGAGAAUAUUUUGAUGUUCCUUUGAAUUUUCCAUCUGACCCUUUCCAUGUCAUGUUUGAGAAAGGAUCCUUGUCUGCGAUGCGAUUUAUAACAGCAGUGCAAGAGAGUGAGAAGGGUGGAGACAAGUAUGUGGAGCAGGUGUCGCGAGAGCUGUGGAGAAGGAUCUGGAGCGAAGACAAAGACAUUACUGAGCCCGCAUCACUGUGCGAGGCAGCGCUAAAGGCAGGACUGUCUGACAGCGAGAUUAAGGAAAUACUGGAGCUGUCCAAGUCAAAGGAGGUCAAAGACAAGCUGAAGAGUAAUACACAGGCUGCACUUGAUUACGGAGCGUUUGGCUUUCCCCUGCUGGUGUGUCAUGUAAAUGGAAAACAAGAGAGUUUUUUUGGGUCUGACAGAUUUGAGCUCAUGGCUCACUGCAUUGGUGAGAAGUGGCUCGGACCCCAACCUGAGAAAUCAGCUGCUAAGCUGUAGGAUGGAAGUCGCCUGUCUGUCAAAGUUUUGAGCUUCAAUGUCAUCACAUUAAUAAAUUAGAUUUUCUUCAGUACUUGUGGAACAUCUCUUCAUGCUGUGCCUAAUUCAAUUACACACUUGUAAUUCCUGUAUAGAAAUUUUGACAUAAUUAAACUUGAAUAAAUACUUUGGAGGUUUUGCAUCUUA
This is a messenger RNA of Betta splendens (Siamese fighting fish), 960 nucleotides long. Its product is annotated as glutathione S-transferase kappa 1-like. Gene Ontology annotation, molecular function: glutathione transferase activity; glutathione peroxidase activity. NCBI's taxonomy places the organism in Eukaryota, Metazoa, Chordata, Actinopteri, Anabantiformes, Osphronemidae. Gene Ontology annotation, cellular component: peroxisome; mitochondrion. Bases 88 to 774 code for a protein of 228 amino acids. The record is from RefSeq and is a predicted model, not a curated record. The transcript has 8 exons. Gene Ontology annotation, biological process: glutathione metabolic process.